Molecule: messenger RNA, 240 nt
Organism: Aspergillus pseudotamarii
Lineage: Eukaryota; Fungi; Ascomycota; Eurotiomycetes; Eurotiales; Aspergillaceae
Exons: 3
Coding region: 1-240 (79 amino acids)
Source: RefSeq, a predicted model, not a curated record
AUGCGUUUCACCGCAGCAUUCGUCACUAGUUUGGUCGCUAUCGCAAAUAUUGCGGCGGCCGUUCCAAUAGCCAGUGCUGAUGAUGCGUUAGUCGUCAGGAACCCGCACGCUGAUAUCAAAGAGAGGGAUGCUCAGCCAGAUGCUCAGGGAAACUAUAAGCGAGACCCUCAGCGCGACGGCCAGUGUUACAAUGUCAAUGCUAAUACUCCUGGCCCCGCUGGCUGUGCAUCGGUGCCAUAA